GUCCAGUCGAUUCGUUAACGGACAGCUCCAAGUGAGGGGCACAUUGUCUUGUCAUCGGAUAUUAGGGGUAUCUGAGAUAUUAUGUUGUGUUCAUUUUCAUCUACGAAAUAAUGAAUAUGGCUCCCGAAGCUCUUCUGAAGAAGUUAGACAGUGGCGAUGUUUCUAACAUUUUUACCGAAGUGAAGGCUGCUGUGAAGGGGCGAGGCUGCUCUGGAAUGGCACAUCGACUCAUGUGUCGAAUCUCCAAUUUAACUGUCAUGAAAAGAAAUGGCAAUUCUGAACCUAUUCUCUCCAAAAAUGAUGAAAUCGUGCAACUUGCACUAUAUUGCGCCCAAUCCAUUUUAUCUGACACUGCUGCUGAAGUUAAAAUUGAUUCGAAUCCUCGAACAGUACAGUCAAUUUUAACUAUUCUCUGCAGGUUUCAGAAAAGUAACGACAUUCACUCUGCGGUGAAAAUACUGAAUGUGUUUUUACCAAUUCUAGAGAAAAUGUCUUCUUCUUUUUCUCGUGUCGAUAUGAAGAAGAUGGACCAGUGCGUUGUCAUUCUGUACAACUUGUUGAUUUCUGUAAACGACAGUGUGUAUAAAGAAGGACACAUGAGUGAAUUGUCCCCACUAAAUCUGUGGGAUCUCAUGCUACGAGUCAGUUCUCUUGCUAAAUAUUGUGAUCUCAUAUAUAUCCUGUAUUUAAUGGGAAGUAUGACCUAUAAGUAUGAAAAGCUGCAUGUGAAUAAUGCUAAACAAAUUUCUACCUUUAUAAGAGCUAUGUCAGGAAAGCUCUCACUGUUUUCUGAAACAAACCAUGUAAAGGUUGCUGAUCGGGGUGGUGACAACGACAAGGUCUUCUCAAAACUUGUACCAUCGCUGAUACGGCUCAUGACAGUAGAUUUGAAAGCAGGCAACACAGCAAAUGCACAUUGUACUCUAUUAGAUAUGUCCAAAUUUGUUGCAUCAUGCUUUGAUGAUAAUUCUUAUCACAUGAAAUGCUUCAAAGUGAUUUCAAGACUUUUUAAUAUUUUCCACUUCUCAACCAACCUCCCGCCUGAAGAAAGUACCUUCAUCAGUGAGAUGCAGGCUUUGAUAGAAAUAUUGAAAAAUGAAAAAGUACCAAUGCGGUCGUCAUUUACAUGGGUUGUACAUUUUGGUGGUUGUCUCUUUUCAUCUAUGGACCAGCUAACCAAAUCAAUAGACUUAAAAAAAAUUUUCAGCCUUGCAGUACUUUCUUCCAUUGGUCAGUUUGCACAUUAUUUAUCUGAGUCGCUUCUGUCAUUUUGCCACUCAUCUUGUACUGCGGAAGAUGGAAGUGUGUGCCCAUAUACAGGCGAUUCAGUUCUAGCAUUUAAAAGUCUCAAAAAAUUUGUUUCACUUUGCUUUGAUUGUAAGAAGGAUGUGGAGGAAUGGUCAGAAGUCUUACCUCUGGUGAAAGAUAGCUGUGAUAAUCUGGAACUAAUUAUAACCAAGGCAUCAGAAGGGAAGUGUGUUAAGGAGCAAUUACUUAAAGCCUCAUUGUGUGAUUUGUAUUACAAUUUAGGACUCACAUGCUUUUCUACAAGUAAUUGGAAAUAUGGUUUAACAUUCUUAGAGUGGCUCACAAGAUAUUUGUUUACAGUUGAUAAAGAAAUCACCAUGACAAAUGCCCAAAGACUGUCUUCCAUUCUGUUAAGGCUUUCGGUUUGUUAUGAAAACUUGACUUUCACAAAUCAGGCCAAAGUGGCCCUAGUGUUGGGUGUGAUUUUACAAUUUAAGUACAAUGUUUCUCAACGUACAUUUUUGCAAGACAAAUGGGUCCUGCUUCAGAAUGGAAAUAGUGAUAGUAGAACAGCAGACAAAUUACUCUCAGACAAAACUCUUCUUAAAUCUAUCUACCCACAAUUUACAUUUUAUAAACAUCUGGUUCCUAAGUUAAUGCUUUGGGAACUUUCUUGUUAUGCAGCCAACAGGAUGAAAACAACUGAUGUCAUUCUAAAUGCAUGGGCAACUCUCAAGGAAUCCAAACCAUCAGCGCUGCAAUUAUUAGAAGGAUCUGCUCUUGCGUCACAGGCUUUAUUUUAUACUAAUGAUUUUGUUAGCUGGUGUGACAUAUUGUCAGCAUCUACUUCCUUGUGGUUUAGUCAAGUGAAGCCUGAUCAACAAGCUGUAGCAUUUUGUGCAAUGGGGGCUCACUAUCAUACCAAGUUUUUGAAUAUGGCUCAAAAACACUUUGAUGAAAACUUUACCAAAGUAAAUGAUGUCAAAGCUUACUGUACAAAUCCUGCAUCUGUUAGGAAACCACAGGAUGUGUGUGACCCAGCUGAUUUUUGUCAAGUUCGAAGCAGUUUUCCUAAUCUGAACCUUCACAGAGAACAGAAGCUCAUGGAUUUAUUAGAGGAAGCAGUGAAUUUCUGGAAUAGUUCCCUUGAAAAUGGUUUGAGUGUCACAGACUACACUUCCAGCCCAAUUGUUGCAGCAAGUGGUGAUUACUUGCUCAAUAUUGCAUUCCUGUAUUGUUUGUGGGGCCAUAAUUCUGCAGCUGCUAAAACUUUCCAAGUCUGUUGUACAUUUGCAAGAAAAAUGUCUUUGGAUGACUUAUUGAUUCAAGCUUUGUCAGGUUUGAUGAGUACUAUUGAAGUCAGUAAAGAGUGUAUUUUAGAAGCUGAAAACGUUUUGGAAAAUUUAAAAGAUCAUCCCAAAAUAAGUUACUUUAAUAAAGUCUACUGCACAAGUAGAGCAUUCCAGGCACUAAGGACUGGUUCCUUCUCAGAAGGUUCUAAGGCAUUAGAGAAUAUUAUCGGUUGUGUUCCCACACCAUCUACUCAAUGGUGCUAUGCCUUUGCUAAGACUUUGGAGGCAUCUUAUCAAUUUCUCCCCUCAUCAAAGCAUCCUAGUUCUCAUCGUAGUUCUAAAAAGGGUGGAAGUGAUUUAGUUCUUAGUGGUUUACGCUGCAUCUUACAGAAUAUUCAGGAUAGGAGACUUUCGCAAUCACCUGUAACUUUUGCUGCUGUGGUCCAUCAUGCACUCUGUUCUUCAUUGUGGAUUGGUAGAUAUUAUCUACAUCGACACAUGCCUAGAGAAGCAAGAUGCUACCUAGCAGCUGAAUUAGUUCUUGCUCUCAAGCUGGGACUUGCAACAAGAGCCGCAGAAUUUAUUUGUCAACUGGCUUUGGUAGACUUAUUGACUGAAAAUGUAGAUGAAGCUGUGGCAAAGGUAUCAGAUCUGAAAUGUAUUUUAGAUGAUAAAUACAUUCCUUCUGAAGAUAAUGAUAGUGGUGACAGUACUUUUCAAUUGGAUGAGGCAAUUUCUCCAAACAAACUACUGCCGGAUCCCAAACAUACUGAUACUCUUGGGUGCAGUCCUGCUCUAGAAAAGAAUGAAAAUUUUGAAAUCCCUACUUCUAAACAUAGUUUAUCUUGCAAGUGUUACAUGUGCAGUAAUGUCUCUGUUCAGAUUGUGUGGUUGAUGUUUGGCCGCAUACAAGCUAAGAUUUAUGCACUUCGCUUUUUUGUACACGAGUCUCAUGCAACUUACAAACAAAUUUUUAAAUCUGCUGAUUUGACUGUCAAAAGGCUUUGUGCAAAUGCACUAUCACAAGGAGCCUUUUUACAGCAGCACCAGCUGACAUCAGCUUUAAUUGGUGCAAAACUUGAUUUUGUUGAUAUGCUUGUUAUGUAUGGGAAGGACAAAGAUGCUCAUAGAGAAAAUGAGCGUAUUUUUAGUCUACUAAAUAAUUUGUUCACUGAUGAAAAUAACCUGACAGUGGACACAAAGGAGCAGCGAAUCUGCAUCACUGAGAUUUCAGAACAGGCUAAAGAAAAGGCCAAGUCUCCACGAGUUCUUAAGACGACACCUAAAGCUAACAUAAGUCCAAGAACCUCACCACACAUUUUCAUUGAUAAGACCCCUGAGGCAAAGGAGCUUCCCAUCACACCGGUUGGGCCAGGAAAGAGAAGACCACCAUUACAACAACUAAUUAAAGCUCCCAAUCAUCAUUUGAAGCCAUUAACUGAUAAGCAGUUCUAUUCUCCAAAAGUCUCUAGAGAUCUUGAAAAUCUCAUUGGUAGUGAUGAUGAUAGUGAUAUUUUUGUCACUGUGCCUUCAAAGGAAAAUGUUUCGCAUACUCCCCACAGACUGGAGAAGGCAUCUUGUAACAAACAAGACUUUAUUGAGGAGGCUUCUGUCUCCAGUUGUCUUCCUGGCGGUCAGGAAACACAAGCAGAUGGUAUCAAGAAUGUCCAAGCCAAGAAGUUAUCAAAAGUAGUACAAUCAUCGAAGUCAAAGGCUGUGAGUGAUGAAACUUUUAUUGUAAGUGAAAAGUCUUCAUCUUUAAAGCAGCCUACCAAAUCAUUACCUGUUGCGAAACCUCCACCAUCUGAACGUAGGACUUCCAAAACAUUGCCAACUGCUGAGAAAUCUUCUCGAAGGGUACCUGCCUCAGUUCCCAAGGUGAGGGCUUCAGGAACUGACCGUGUGCCACCUAGUAAGGAAAUCAAAGUAUCUGUGAAAGAAACUACCAAAAAAACUGAAACCAGUGCUAGAUCAUUGCCACCUAGGGGCAACAUUAAAUGCAUGAAGACAUCAACGUCAGAAGCAAAGGAAGGAAAUUCAAAUGGUACGGAUCGCAUAAAGUUGAGUAAAGCAUUUACAGAUGUUUCAGAGGGGAAUGCACGCCAAACCCGGCAACGAAAGCAUUUAUAGUUGUUUGUCUAAAAUGUUUCAUUUUUCUAAAGUUAAUUGAUGGCUUUUUAUGAUGAAAGACUGUUUUUUACUUAUAUAUUGUGUGUGUUGUCUUGGUAUUUUUAAAAUGAAAAAUUGUAAUUUCAAGAAAUCAAUU
Thrips palmi is the source of this 4806-nucleotide messenger RNA. RefSeq lists its product as uncharacterized. The coding region runs from base 111 to 4670 and encodes 1519 amino acids. The record is from RefSeq and is a predicted model, not a curated record. The transcript has 16 exons. NCBI's taxonomy places the organism in Eukaryota, Metazoa, Arthropoda, Insecta, Thysanoptera, Thripidae.